Molecule: messenger RNA, 1155 nt
Organism: Podospora pseudopauciseta
Lineage: Eukaryota; Fungi; Ascomycota; Sordariomycetes; Sordariales; Podosporaceae
Exons: 2
Coding region: 1-1155 (384 amino acids)
Source: RefSeq, a predicted model, not a curated record
AUGGCGAUCCAGCAAGCCCAAGAGCCCUAUCGUGGCUACAAUGACGAGAGCCGAGCCCAUUGGGUGUUAAUUCCAACGAUUCUUUUUACCAUUCUCUGCCCUCUUCUCCUCGCCAUCCGAAUCCACGCCCGCAGAGCGACCACGAUGUUGGACCGUGGUGAUUGGAUCAGUGCCACAGCUUUGUUCUUCAACAUAUCUACCAAUAUCAUGUUCUUUGCCAUGGUCAGCCACGGUUUCGGCAAGCAUUCCGAUGUUAUCCCCAAGCACGAUCUCUUUUCAGCCCUUCAGAUCUGGUUCUUUGGUCAAAUCACCCACAAGAUUGCUCUCCAUCUCACCAAGGUCUCGCUCCUCUUGCUCUACGUCCGGAUCUUUAGUCACGUCCGAGCGUUCAAGUUAACAGCAAUGGGCCUGAUUUACUUUAUCCUCCUUUACAUGACCUCUUCGAGCAUCGUGGGAAUUUGCCAAUGCAUCCCCGUCGCCUCAGCCUGGGAUCUCGACAUCCGUGGAAAGUGUCUGAACCUUUACAUCAUCUGGAACAUGAACGCCAUCGUCUCUCUGGUCACCGAUCUCAUCAUCUUGGUCCUCCCGUUCCCUCUUGUCUUUAGAUUGCACAUCCCCCUGAGCCAGAAGCUUGCGUUGAUGCCAGUGUUUGGAUUGGGUGUGUUUAUUGUGGUGGCAUCGGCUCUCCGAGUCCAGUCGCUCCUGGUGAGCCAUGUGACGGACAGGACAUACGACAUCAUUGGAACGUUGUGGACGAUCAUCGAGUAUAAUCUCGCGUUUGUUUGCUUGUGCUUGCCUUCGGUGAGGGUGCUGUUGGUGAGAACCUGGCCAACAAUAUUCAAAAGCUCUGUUGGAAGAAGCCAGACUAGUGGUGCCACGGCUGGGCACAGAUAUGCGAGGGCCGGUGGGGGGGCCACAACCUGGCCCGUUAAGAUCGAGCUGGACGACCGCCCCUGGUCACGUGUGGGGGGUGAUGCUGGGCUGGAUGGGUCGGAUAGUACCGACGAGAUCCUCGGGUCUGGCGAGGGGGGUGAGGCUGGUGUUGAGCCAGCAGGGAUCACCAGGACGGUGGAGUUCGGGGUUGAGUUCGCGCCUGUGAGCGCUCCAGCUCGUGCGGCGACGCGCGAGAACCGGGCCCGCGAGUCCGAGGCCUGA